AUGGACAACUUCAAGAAUGCCGUCGAAACCAUCAUGACGCCCUCCAUGCCGGUGUUCGUGAUUGGCAUCGCCAUCGUGCUCCUUGUGCCUCUGAUUCUGCACUUCUACCUCAGCCAUAAAGGCAGCUACACGGUCCUGCCCUCAGUCCUCCUGGCUGGUCCCUCCGGCGCAGGCAAGACCUCGCUCCUGACGCUCUUCGAACGCAAAGCUCCGACGACGACACAUACAUCCCAGACUUGGUCGGCGGUCGAGCUGGCCAUCAACGAGGAGGGCACAUCCUCUUUCCGCGACGAUCUUGACGCCACUGGCAGUACCGCGAGAAAGUUUCUCAUCGUCGACACUCCUGGCCAUGGCAAGCUAAGACAUCACGCCUUCACGAGGUUGACUCCGCCCGCGACGGCGUCGGCAAAGCUGAAGGCGGUCGUGUUCAUGGUGGACGCCGCAGCGCUCUCCGAGCCCGAGGUCCUCGCCUCGACAGCUGCCUACCUAUACGAUAUCCUGCUGAUGCUGCAGAAGCGCAUGGGCAGCACCAAGUCGUCCAAGGCGCCGUACACAAUCCCCCUGCUGAUCGCGGCCAACAAGCUCGAUCUGUUCACCGCGCUCCCCGCUGCGUUGGUCAAGAGCAACCUGGAGGCCGAGCUCGGACGCAUACGAAAAACGAGGAGUAAGGGUCUGUUGGACUCCGGGGUGGGCACGGACGAGAUUGGGGCGGGCAGCGAGGAGAAUGAUGACUGGCUGGGCGAGUAUGGCAGCGGGAAGUUCUCCUUCAACCAGAUGCGGGAAUUCGACAUCGACGUGGACGUGAUGGGCGGCAACAUUCAGGGCGGGGAUGGCCCCGGCGUGGACAAAUGGUGGACGUGGAUUGGAGACAAGAUCUGA
This is a messenger RNA of Phaeoacremonium minimum UCRPA7, 879 nucleotides long. RefSeq names its product putative srp receptor beta subunit protein. The transcript has a single exon. The record is from RefSeq and is a predicted model, not a curated record. The coding region runs from base 1 to 879 and encodes 292 amino acids. NCBI's taxonomy places the organism in Eukaryota, Fungi, Ascomycota, Sordariomycetes, Togniniales, Togniniaceae.